Tribolium madens (black flour beetle) is the source of this 1173-nucleotide messenger RNA. Its product is annotated as pupal cuticle protein 20-like. Lineage: Eukaryota; Metazoa; Arthropoda; Insecta; Coleoptera; Tenebrionidae. The record is from RefSeq and is a predicted model, not a curated record. Gene Ontology annotation, cellular component: chitin-based extracellular matrix. The transcript is spliced from 2 exons. Gene Ontology annotation, molecular function: structural constituent of chitin-based larval cuticle. Bases 79 to 1062 code for a protein of 327 amino acids.
CCAUCGUUUUCUAUAAAAGCAAAGUGCCAAAUCUCUUCAUCAUCAUUUAAUAACUGAUCAUUUCUCGUAACUUUCAACAUGAAACAAGUAGUUUUAGCUUUGGCUCUUCUUGGCGUCGCGGCUUGUGCCCGUCUCGACAAUCUCAAGUACCUUCCUCCAAACAGAGGCGGCUCUGCAUCCGGAGCUUCCGGUAGUGGACAAUAUUCCGGUGGUUCAUCUGGGCAAUAUUCCGGUGGUUCAUCUGGGCAAUACUCCGGUGGUUCAUCUGGGCAAUAUUCCGGUGGUUCAUCUGGGCAAUAUUCUUCCGGUGAAGCUUCCGGCCGCUUUUCCGGUGCUUCCGGUCCUCAGGUCCCCAUCCUCCGGUUCGAAAACAACGUCAAUGGUGACGGUAGUUACAAUUUUGCUUAUGAAACCGGUGAUGGUGUCCAAGCUCAGGAGGAAGGUUAUUUGAAAAAUGCCGGAUCUCAGGAUGAAGCUCAGGCUGCGCAAGGCUCUUUCUCAUACACUGCCCCCGAUGGGCAACAAAUCUCCCUCACUUACACCGCCGAUGAAAACGGUUUCCAACCCCAAGGCGAGCAUUUGCCUACUCCUCCCCCAAUCCCAGAAGCUAUCCUUAAAUCCUUGCAAUUGAACCAGGAGGAAGAAGCGCGUGGUAUUGUCGAUGAUGGGCAAUACAGGGAACAGCCCCAACAAUUUGGAGGACGAGGGGCCCAACAAGGACAGUUUGGAGGACAACAGGGAGCUCAGGGACAGUUUGGAGGACAACAAGGCGCUCAGGGACAGUUUGGAGGACAUCAGGGAGCUCAGGGACAGUUUGGAGGUCGGCAAGGGACUCAAGGCCACUUUGGAGGACAACAGAGUGCUCAGGGACAGUUUGGAGGAUACCCUCAAGGGCCUCAGGCUGCUCAGGGGCAAUUUGGGGGCAGACAAGGUGCGACUCAGGGUCAGUUUGGAGGUUCUCGGCCCCAACAACAGUUUGGAGGACCUGCUUCUGCCCCACAACAGCAAUUCCGCGGUUCUGGAGGAACUCAACAAGCUGCUAAUGGAGGUUACAAAUACUAGUCCGGUUUGAUCUGCGAUAACGAAUGCCAAGAUGCCAAGAUGUAUUAAAAAUAUGUACCUUAUUUUUAUUGUAAAUAUUGUUAAUAACAAUAAAUUAUUAUUUUGAAGGAA